AUGGAGGCUUGGAAUAGGUUGCGUGAUAUAUUCCAAGAUAACAAACACUCUCGUGCCGUUACACUUGAGUAUGAUUUCACCCACACAACCAUGGAGGCCUUUUCAAGUGUCUCUGCUUACUGUCAACAUCUCAAUUCACUAUCGGAUCAGCUCAAGAACAUCGGCUUUCCGGUCGAUAACAGUAGGUUGGUUCUGCAAUUGGUGUCCGGUCUCACUGAACCUUACAAGGGAGUGGCCACACUCAUCUGUCAAAGUGAUCCCUUGCCUCAGUUUUAUCAAGCACAGUCAAUGCUUGUUCUCGAAGAAUUCGAUCUCAAGAAGGCGACUCAGACCUCAUCCUCUGCCAUGGUGGCUCGUGACUCGGGUGAAUCUCAAGAGAUGUCUGAUCAUUCAUUAGCAUGCCGCACAAAUAAUGGUGGAAAACGGUAUUCAAACCAUGGCAAUUCUAGAAAGAAUCGCAACAACACUGGUGGUCAUGAUAACUUAGGCACUAGUAAGGGAGGCUCUGGUGGAGGGGGUAAAGGUGGCAGUGGCAGCAAUCGCGGGGGUGGACAGUAG
Messenger RNA from Glycine soja, 558 nucleotides. RefSeq lists its product as uncharacterized. The coding region runs from base 1 to 558 and encodes 185 amino acids. The record is from RefSeq and is a predicted model, not a curated record. The transcript has a single exon. Lineage: Eukaryota; Viridiplantae; Streptophyta; Magnoliopsida; Fabales; Fabaceae.